Calliphora vicina (urban bluebottle blowfly) is the source of this 2372-nucleotide messenger RNA. It is a transcript of the gene p53, whose product is annotated as cellular tumor antigen p53. Lineage: Eukaryota; Metazoa; Arthropoda; Insecta; Diptera; Calliphoridae. The record is from RefSeq and is a predicted model, not a curated record. The transcript is spliced from 11 exons. Gene Ontology annotation, biological process: regulation of transcription by RNA polymerase II; apoptotic process. Gene Ontology annotation, cellular component: nucleus. Gene Ontology annotation, molecular function: RNA polymerase II cis-regulatory region sequence-specific DNA binding; DNA-binding transcription factor activity, RNA polymerase II-specific. Bases 96 to 1766 code for a protein of 556 amino acids.
UCACAAACAAAUACUGAAAUUGAAGACUGUGUAGAGGAAUUGAAAGAGCCUGGUAUAGAACAGGCGUUUAAUAGGGCUCGGCGCAAGAUAGCAAGAUGAUUCAAAAGGGUGACGAUCUCAUAAAUGGUGUUAAUCAUAAUUAUCAAUAUCCCAUUGUAAAUAACAACAUGCAAAUGGGAAAUACAGCUGAAUUUACUGGCAACAAUGGAAAUUUAAUUCAGGCAAUGAGUUUUGAAGAUUAUGUACCUCUAGAGAGCACGUUGCCAUCAGUAGAAACGGUUCUACCUCAAUAUAUACCUACACCACCACCAUCUCUGCCUUCUCCUUCUGUUAACAUUACUACCGUGAAUACAACUGUUCCACAAUUUGAGUUUCAACUUCAACAUCAAACACAACUACAACAUAAUCAAAACAUAAACAACCACCACCACUACUACGAACAGCAACAACAACAGCUGCAGCAUCAGCAGGUUCAUUCAUCAUCAUCUUCACCCUUUUUUCAAUUCAACCAUAAUAUCAAUUAUGAUGACCAUGAGCCUAAAGGAGAAAACAAACCAACAAUUGAUACCUCACCAAAUACUUCAAUUAACCAUUCGAUACAGAGUCAGGAAACCAUACUUAAUGUAUCCGAUAAUUCCACAGUUGAUGCUGAUGAAGCAGAUAAUUUACAAGAUGAACAGUUUACUUAUUUACAAAACUUAAAUUCUGAUAAUUUAAUGAAGUUUAGUCAGCAAUCUGUGCUGCAGCAGUUAAUACAAGAGCAAAUUGACAUUAAACCGAAUCUUAAUUUAAUACCAACUUGUGAAGAACAUGAUAAUGGCGGCUAUAAUUUUGGCAUACAAAUCAAUAAAUGUGCCCAUCGUCCGGGACUGGUUUACUCCAAAGAAACUGAAAGACUUUAUUUAAAAACCAAUGAAAAUGUUUACAUUGAUUGUUUCUAUACGCAAAAAAUGCCCAUACAACCGCUUAAAGUAAGAGUUUUUGCUGUAUUCGAAAAGGAUGCCAGUGCACCAGUGUUGCGCUGUCAAAAUCAUUUAAGCACAGACAACGAUAAAAAUGAAACAGUGCGUAAAAGUUUAGUACGUUGCAAAAAUCCUGAUGCUGUUUACUAUGGCUCCGACACGGGCAAAAGUAUUAAUGAUCGUUAUUCGGUGGUUGUACCUUUAAAUAGCACGGUCAAGGGCAGUGAAGCCAAUCAAUUUAAACAACAAUUGAUAGUCAGCUUUACUUGUUUUAAUUCCUGCAUGAAUCGUAAACAAACAGCGGUGAUAUUUCUAUUGGAGGGCAUGAAUGGUGAAAUUUUAGCUCAACGUACAUUAUCAGUUAAAAUAUCUACUUGUCCCAAACGUGACAGACGUUUACUUGAAGGUCCGGAUGUUAAUUCUAAACGUAAACAUAUUGAAGAACCAAAUUUUAGCACAAAUGAAGCAAAAAUGCCAAAAUAUGACAAUACUUCCAUUAAAGAUGAAUACAGUCGCAGUAGUUUUGAUGAAGCUGGUAGUGAUGAUGGCAUUUCCAGUGCCAUUACCGGCAGUGUACAUCAUGAGCAGGAAACGGGUGAUUUUGUUUUAACAUUGAAAUAUAAAAGUCGGCAACAGCUACUGCAGGCUAUAAGCGCCAUGUACGGCGAUGCAAUUAGCAUGGAAUUACGCAAAACUUGUGUUAAUGCUAAAAGAACACGUGAUAGUGAUUGUUUAAGAAAAUUAUAUCAUACUGCUUAUAAUAUAAAAACCCGCAACAAACCUCCAUCUAUUUCAACGGAAUGAUUUUAUUUGAUUGCAUUCAUUUGUAUUCUAUUCCAUUUUAAUAUUUUCUGUUGUUCUCUAAAAUUUCUAUUGUCUCCAGAUAAUAGUGUAAAAUAUUAUAGUUUAACUUUUAGUUAUAUAUCUAAAGUAUAUCAAUAAUUUUAUACGAGAGAUCAAAAUCUUCAAAACUUGCUGAAAUAUUUAUAAUACGAGUAUUUCCGUCUAAGCUUUAACAAACUAAACUACAUAUUAAUUAAAUAAUUAAUUAAAUUUUGUUGUUAUAACAGAAAGGCUUUAAAUGUUAAUUUUCUUUUGAUUUGUGAUUUUUGUGUUUUUGUUUAAAUUAAAUUGAUUUGUACUGUAUACAGAGUGUCUUUUAAUAAGAAUUCAUUGUUUGUGCCUUUUCUAGUUAUGUUUCUUAUGUUUCAUGUUUCUUAAUAAGAAUUUACUUAUUGCAGUCAUGAUUUAUUUUUUUUUUAUUUUAAUUCCAAAUAUAUAAUUCUUAAUAUGUACCAUGUACCAAAAUUAUAAUUAAUAUCAGUACAAGUAAUAUAAAUGAAAACUUAUAUUCAUAUUUUUUGAAAAUAAAAAAAUAAGAUUUUAUAAAAUCAAAUGAAAUGAAAACAA